Messenger RNA from Asparagus officinalis (garden asparagus), 1266 nucleotides. RefSeq names its product probable adenylate kinase 1, chloroplastic. Gene Ontology annotation, molecular function: ATP binding; AMP kinase activity. The coding region runs from base 130 to 969 and encodes 279 amino acids. Lineage: Eukaryota; Viridiplantae; Streptophyta; Magnoliopsida; Asparagales; Asparagaceae. Gene Ontology annotation, cellular component: mitochondrion; cytoplasm. Gene Ontology annotation, biological process: nucleobase-containing compound metabolic process. The transcript has 4 exons. The record is from RefSeq and is a predicted model, not a curated record.
CCGCCGUGACGCCUCUCCCGCGAAAUCACCGCGUUCUUUCAACGUGCACUUUACCCUCUCUCCCCUCAAAAAUCCCUCUAUCAAAAACAUCUCCAUAGAAAAACUUCAGGCAAGAUCCCCUGCUUUUCGAUGGCGGUCCUCAACCGCCUCAUCAGAUCCGCCGUCGCCGCUAGAUCUCCGGCGCUGACCUUCUCCUCGCUGUCUUCUUCCAUUAAAGACCCGAGCUUUCCGGCGACCACUGGCCGCACGGCGGCGGCGGAGAGGAACGUGCAGUGGGUGUUCUUGGGGUGUCCAGGCGUUGGAAAGGGGACUUAUGCGAGCAGGCUCUCGAGUCUUCUCGGAGUUCCUCAUAUUGCCACUGGUGAUCUCGUUCGCGAAGAGCUCAAUUCUUCUGGUCCUCUCUCGAAACAGCUUGCAGAAAUUGUCAAUCAAGGCAAAUUGGUUUCAGAUGAAAUUAUUAUAAAACUGUUGUCAAAGCGCCUUGAAGAGGGAGGAGCUAGGGGUGAAUCAGGAUUCAUUCUUGAUGGUUUUCCGCGGACGCUAAGACAAGCAGAAAUUCUUGAUGGAGUGACUGAAAUUGACCUGGUGAUCAAUCUGAAGCUGAGAGAGGAUGUAUUACUUGAGAAAUGCCUUGGGAGGAGGAUUUGUAGCCAGUGUGGAGGAAACUUUAACAUUGCUAAUAUCAACAUCAAGGGUGAAAAUGGGAGGCCUGAUUUAUCUAUGGCCCCACUUCUACCACCUUCACAUUGUGCAUCAAAGCUUAUUGCUCGAUCUGAUGAUACUGAACCAGUGGUAAAAGAGCGAUUGCGUAUAUAUCAUGAACUGAGCCAGCCUGUUGAGGAUUUCUACCGCAAGCAAGGGAAGCUUUUGGAGUUUGAACUUCCAGGAGGGAUCCCAGAAUCAUGGCCAAAGCUAUUGCAUGCAUUGAAUCUUGAUGAUCAUGAUGAUAAACAGUCUGCUGCUGCAUGACCAUGAAUUAAAGUGAAUAAUGCUCGACCAGCAUGUUUGCAAUUUUACAUGCAUGGUUAUUUUUAAUACCAUUCUUUAAAUAAGAUCUCAUACUUAUCACUUUUGUUCAUCGACGAUUGAAGAUAACGGUGUAACUUUAUAGUCGGUUAUAGUUUGAUUUAUACUGUGAUAUUUAUGUAAGUAGUAAUUUUGAUCUCUACUUUACAGUCGGUUAUAGUUUGAUUUGUACUGUGAUAAGUAGUAAUUUUGAUCUCUUGGUCACCGAUCGUAUUCAGAUAACAAGUGCAUGUUUCAAUC